AUGAUUGCCACCGAUAUGACCGAACCUCAAGAUUAUCCCUUUUUAUCUAAAUAUUUUAGUAGCAAAUCGGUUAACAUGCGACGUAUACAUCUUGGAACAUCAACAUCAACAAAUCCUAUAAUCCAGCUUAUUAAAUUAAAUCCCAACCUACUUAAAUACCCAAUUCGUUGCGUUGUGAAUAAUAUACACGAUAAGAUGACUUUGUUGUCAGAACAGGAGUGUCCUUCGAUACGAUGUAAAAUUGCAAUUGUGCCUUUGGCACAUCGAAAGAGCCAAUCGACUACAAUAUCACGACACCUUACCGAAACAACUUUAAUUGAAGUUGUUAAAUAUAUUGAAAGUGAUACAGAACCAUUUAAGAAGAAUUUCAAAAAAAAAAACCCGAAAACACGAACAAUUGAAUACGAAUUAGAAUUAUAUGAAAAUGAGCCUCUUGAAGAGUGCACAAAUGGCAUUCAACCUUCAAGCGUUUCUAGUGAGAGGGCAUUUUCAAGGGCUGGUUUUACGCUUACUAGCGAUAGAGCAAAUAUUAGUGAAAAAACUGUUUCUAGCACAAUACUUAUGAAUUUGUGGCUAGUAGAAAGCCAAAAUGAAUUUAGUCCUCUUAACGCUCUUCCGUAA
Molecule: messenger RNA, 621 nt
Organism: Racocetra persica
Lineage: Eukaryota; Fungi; Glomeromycota; Glomeromycetes; Diversisporales; Gigasporaceae
Source: the annotation of a GenBank genome assembly